Gloeophyllum trabeum ATCC 11539 is the source of this 2565-nucleotide messenger RNA. RefSeq lists its product as uncharacterized. The transcript has 11 exons. Gene Ontology annotation, biological process: intra-Golgi vesicle-mediated transport. Gene Ontology annotation, cellular component: COG complex; Golgi apparatus. NCBI's taxonomy places the organism in Eukaryota, Fungi, Basidiomycota, Agaricomycetes, Gloeophyllales, Gloeophyllaceae. The record is from RefSeq and is a predicted model, not a curated record. The coding region runs from base 1 to 2565 and encodes 854 amino acids.
AUGGAUGAUCCAGAUCAGCUCUUCGUGAAAUACCCUGUCGCUCAUGUCAAGGCCAUUCAAAGUCGUUUACGGGCUGAUGCGGACGCAAAGCAGGAGGAGCUCAGACAGAUGGUUGGGGAACGAUAUCGAGACCUCUUGCAGGCAUCGACCUCCAUUAUCUCCUUGUCAGCGUCCGCCAGACAUGUAGUGGAUGCUCUGGAGGAUAUGAAGGCUGCUAUUCCAUCACGAGAGCAAAUCUCUUCUCCUCUUGAAUCAGACGCACAGCUACAAAGCCUGCAAUCAUUGUCUACGCAUAUCAAGCUCCUCUUGGAUGCCCCUGAACAUAUAUGGCGUCUCUUGGAAAGGAAACAAUACCUGAAGGCAGCGUGGCUUUUCCUCUUGGCUCGCGUGGUUCAUCGAGCCCUCUCAAAUGACGAUGCGGAUAAUAAGGAGAGUUGGGAAAGCCAUGGAAUAGAUGUCGAGGAACAAUUCCCUCUGGUUCAACGCCAAUGGGACACCGUCUCCCAAUUUCGUUCUCAAAUAACGCACAAGGCAACUCUGUCGCUCAGGGAGCAUGCCAUGUCGUCAACAGAUAUUUGCGCUACCCUGCUGACGCUCCAUUUUCUAGAUUCCCGGCCGCUGGUUGAUACAUUGUCCGUGUUUCUGUCCCAGCGCCGCAGGACUGUCAGUUCUUUAUUAUCGGACCACACGAUGCGCAAAGAGGGAAAUGGACAUGUCUACCGACGCUCGUCCCAUGCUCAGACUAGACGGUCUAAGAUCCGCAAAUCCGUCGUCCAUGAAGUCAAGGGGAAAGUACAGGCGGUACUGGAUGUUAUCUCUGGGACUGUGUCGACAGCUAGGGACAUUUUUCGAGAAGACGCUGAUACGGGGCCAUGCCUGAUCAGGCGAGUUCUAGGCUUCAUUCAGUCAGAUCACUCCAGUUCGUCUGUGGAUGCCCUGCCAAAAGAGCUUCAGUUUACAACUAUAAGCUUACUCACCGAUCUACCGUCGUCAACGCACCUCCUAUACCUGCCUCAAAAUAUCAAAGCGUAUAAGCCAUAUGUUGACCUCUCUUCCUCGUCGUCCAGGGUGCAGCCAUCCCAUCUGCACACGAGAUUGCACGACUGGUUCGACAACGCUCUACAAGACUGUCUUCCGUCGGUUGAGCGCUGGUUGGAGGAUUUGAACAGCGUCGAGGAGGUAUGGAAAGUGCGUAGGGCGGUUCUCCAAGGGCUGCGAAGCAGCAAAGGUUUGCACGACGCAGAAAGAAAACGUUUAAGCACCGCUCUCGACGACUUAUAUACCAAGCGUGUGUUGUCCAUGUGGACAAUGACUCUGUCACUUGUAGCCCGGAAUUUCAAGGAAACGUUCUCUUCGGUUAUGGCGAAUAUUGGAUGUGCAGGGAAUGAUACGUCCUCGCUCAACACUUUCUCACAUACACUCUCAUUACAUCUGCCUCAGGCGGACGGAAUCGCUACACCGAAUAUUGACGCGUUUCUGAAAUAUAAGGCAGCGAUUCGCCACCAGUUAUCUGGUCGAACAACACUCCUGGACCAAGUGCUGGAGAGUUUGGAGAUUCCAGCACUGGAACUAUCUAGAAGUUUACAGGCCGUCCAAAGCGAGAAGGAUGAUUCGGAAGAAUUAGUAGGGUCGAUGUUGCAUGAAUACCGCCUAGAAGCAAAUGUCACCUGCUCGCAAGUCCUGGAGGCAUUGGAGUCGAGCUUGAACAAUCUUUCCGAUGAACAAGACUUUCCCCUGCACAAGAUUAUAUUCAUUGCGCAGGUUGCCGAUGCGCUGGAAUCUGCCUCCGAAUUUUCGAAGCAUAUCGGAUGUAGUGCGCAGGUCGCAGAAGAUUUUCGUUCCGGGAUGAGGCGGCUGCAUCACGGCAGUGUGGACAAGUGGAGAAAGAGGAAUAUCGAGCUAAGCGUGCAAGACUACUGGCGGUGCCUCACUUCCACGCGACAUGGGUCCACAUCUACGGCUCACCGUCUCCACUCUCGACCGUCAUCUGCCUUGAUGCAGUGCUUAUCGUCUUUAGUGUCGUCCGUUCAUCAGUUCGGAAUGGCCUACCGUCCCGAAUCAAUGCGAGGGCAGGCAGAUGAGACACUUCGGUCUUUUAUGACUAGCAUAUUGACCAGUGCCGAGAGCGAAAUUUCCAAGUUCGAUUCGGGAGAAGCGCUUGGAGAUCUGGUGUUCCUGCAAAAACUCGUAGAACUCCGAGGAGAUGACUGGCUUGAUACCUCGAACUCCAUUACGUCCACCAUUGCGAUGUUACGACGGAAGGUUAGUCUGAUACUAGCGACUUCGUCUCGUCUUCUGACGCAUAGUCACUUCCAUACUCCGAAGUUUCCGGAGUCAUCUCCCCCGGUCUCGUUGGAAGACUCUUCCCUUGAUUACUUACGACGAACGCAACUUCUGCUUGACCCAUUGCUACCUCCAAUCACACAAGAGGGCAACGAGAAACAGACGAGUCUUCUUCGUUUCGGGCUUCCUUCAGCGGAAUCCAAUGCGUAUCCUGUCAUAGACCUUGUGAAGCCGUCUGCACGAUUUGGCCUGCUCUUGAUCGAGAAUAGCACAUUGCGAUAG